Penicillium riverlandense is the source of this 447-nucleotide messenger RNA. RefSeq lists its product as uncharacterized. Lineage: Eukaryota; Fungi; Ascomycota; Eurotiomycetes; Eurotiales; Aspergillaceae. The record is from RefSeq and is a predicted model, not a curated record. Bases 1 to 447 code for a protein of 148 amino acids. The transcript has a single exon.
AUGUCAAGCCCAGUAUUCUCGCCCUCCGUCAGCGUUGUUCAACGAGCUACCAGUGCAAGGACUGACCUGGAGAACUUAAUCCCUGCGGUAUGGAAUCUACCACAGGAAGAACGUGUCGAAGAAACCUCGGACGCAUUACUGGACUACUACAAUGGUCAGCUCGUUUUGAUCGAGGCAUAUCGACUCAAGCUACAGAUAAAUGAAGAACUUGUCGGUUUUAUCGACUUUGUCAAGGCCAACGUGAACUACACGAAGUCAAAGCUCAUUCAGGCAGUCGAGACGCAUUACGCUGAAAUAGGACCCGCUAUCCCCGCUAUUGCUGUAGCAGUCCACCUUUGGCUGUUCAUCUCUAUCGAAGACUGGGACGACAAGCGAACGCUCGAGCAGUACAUUCAGUCUCUUUUUCCAAAAUCUCAGGAUUUCCCGAUGCCCCGUCAUUUUUGUUAA